AUGGCCGCUAUCCAACUUAACUUUGCGCUCCGCACCUCCAGCAACUGCAAGACAGUCCACCUUCUCGGCUCCUGGGACAACUACCAGGGUCAACUUCCCCUCUCCAAGGACACCAAGAAGAGCGGUGGCUGGGUAGGAAGCUUCAAGUUCCAAGGCGCGACACUCAAGCAGGGCCAGCGAUACUGGUACUACUACAUCAUCGAUGGCUACCACGUCUCCCACGACCCCGCCAAGGACCACACCACUGAGCCCACCACUGGCCGCAAGCUGAACAUCAUCGACAUUCCCGCCCGCAAGGCUGCCGCUGCCGCCAAGCCUGCCGACCGUGCCUCCCGCCGCGUCUCCAGCGCUUCCAUCCCCAAGGGCCGUGGUGUGUCCCCAGAGGCAAUUGUCGCCCCCAAGCCCCAGCGCCCCCACGAGACCCGCCAGGUCAUCAACACCCAGUACGACAAGGCCACCCUUGAGGAGCUCAACCGCCGCUUUGCCAACCAGACCGUCUCCGACGCCGACUCCGAUGAUGACUCUGACUACGACUCUGACGUGCCCUCGCUCACCUCCACCAACUCGAGGUCCACCAACUCGAGCAGCCCCAGCAGCGUCGGCUCCGACGCCAGCUGCUGCACAUGCGAGCGCUACGGCAUCACCCGCGCUGGUGGCCGCGUCAAGCUCGACUGCGGCGGUGCCCGCUGCGGAUACAGCGACGACUCUGAUGACUGCUCAUCCGAGGACGAGUACGUGUACGAGGAGAAGACCACCCGCCGCCAGGGUGUCGUCAUCCGCGCUUAG
Molecule: messenger RNA, 786 nt
Organism: Dothidotthia symphoricarpi CBS 119687
Lineage: Eukaryota; Fungi; Ascomycota; Dothideomycetes; Pleosporales; Dothidotthiaceae
Exons: 2
Coding region: 1-786 (261 amino acids)
Source: RefSeq, a predicted model, not a curated record